This is a messenger RNA of Humulus lupulus (European hop), 363 nucleotides long. Its product is annotated as ribulose bisphosphate carboxylase small subunit, chloroplastic-like. The transcript has 3 exons. The coding region runs from base 1 to 363 and encodes 120 amino acids. Lineage: Eukaryota; Viridiplantae; Streptophyta; Magnoliopsida; Rosales; Cannabaceae. The record is from RefSeq and is a predicted model, not a curated record.
AUGAAGACAUGGAAUCCAAUCAACAAUAAGAAGUUUGAGGCACUAUCCUAUCUCCCACCUCUUUCAGAUGACUCAAUUGCAAAAGAGAUCGACUACAUGAUCAGAAAGGGAUGGAUCCCCUGCCUUGAAUUUGAUGAGGUGGGGCAUGUAUACAGGGAGAACAGCAAGAUACCAGGCUACUAUGAUGGUAGAUAUUGGACAAUGUGGAAGCUGCCCAUGUUUGGCUGUAAUGACUCUUCUCAGGUCCUCAAUGAAAUCCAUGACUGCAAAAAAGCAUACCCAACUGCUUAUAUACGGUGCUUAGCUUUUGAUAAUCUGAACCAGGGUCAGUGCAUGUCCUUUGUAAUUCAAAAACCUACCUGA